AUGGGAUCACACGCGCCAGCAGUCGCUAGCAAACCAGACCCAGAGAAGGGACCAUAUCAAGCCACUCCUUGGAAUAUCCAGCUCUCUGCAACAGACACACCAGGUUUCACUCAUGUUGAAAACCUGGAGCAGAGAAGCGCAGACCGGGCCUCAGAUCUAGUCAUGAACAACCACUCAAAGUUUCACGCCUUUCAUGACGAAAUUGUGGGAUUCCACAACCACAUUAGCCACCAUAUUUUAACGCUGUGGGCCUUGGGGGCUACUCCCGAUGAGAUGCAAGCUGCGUAUGACUUCAACAAGCCCUUUCAGCUUCUGACCUACUAUAACGAUCCCUCCGUCAACAUUAAAUUGCGGGACCCUGCGUUCUUUCGGCAAGGUCUAGGCAACUUUGAGCUAUAUGGGGACUACGUCCGCUUCUUCCAGGCCGAGGUGGCGGUGAAAGGUAUCCCCACUGUCUUGAAUGACUAUCUUUUCAAGGGAGACACGCUGGCAGAGGACCUGCUAGCCCGACUGUUUGCCGGCUUUCUCCACCCAUUGAUCAAUCUCGGAUUUGCCUUAGAGUUUCAACAGCCAUUCCUAGCGGCGGAAUGUCUGGCUUCAACAUGUCUCCACCCAUCAUAUCCUGCGGAGUUCCUCACCACGACUGACCAGCAUUUGGAACGUUACGGACGACCACGAAGUCUCCCAAUGCUCUCCAUUGUUGAAGGGAUGCGUCUAGAUCCAGUGGUCGCCACAGCAGUUAGGCCAGAAGAUGGCAACAAUCGAAUUGCUGAUGCCUUGCUGAAACGAGCCCUCAAGGAGCUAAUCCCCCACUUGUCCAACUUCCAGGUAGAGCGAACGGAGGAAGACCUCGCGCGCAAGACGGCAGAGAUACUGCAAGCCUCUGCCUACAUCUGUGGUGCGGCCCAGCAUCCGCGCAAAGUUGAAGCCCUUGACUUUGUGAUGCUGCAUUCACUGACGGCUGCCGUAUUCUUCCCCACCAUUAUUAGACAGGAAUGGAUGAGUAUAGAGACACGAGCUCGGCUAUUGGAGUGGAAAGGACGCUCAGACCUGAUCACCUAUGCGGCCCUGGGAUGCCCACAGUUGUACCCAGAUAGAAUCACCGGGUACCAACCCAAGCAAGUGGCAACUGGGUGGUCUGACGUGGUGCAGCGCGCACGUGUUUACCAGGACGACGGACAUACAUGCAAGGUCAUCCGAGCCCUUAUGUGUGCUGAAAAUGUGUGCCAACCCUUUGAGGGAGAGGAAGGUUUCCCUUUGAAGAACGCAGACUUUCUCACACUGGCACACAUGACAAUGGAUUCAGUCGAGCGCAUGUUGGAUCCGAAUUGGGUGCGGCAAACCGAAAAGGUCAAGCAGAUGUCGGCUCAAGGCCGCGGACAGCACUCACAGGUCUCUGCGAUCAUGUUGCGAUGGUCGUCCGACAACCAGAUCAACGCCUACUGCCGUUCUGCUUCAAAGCUGAACCGAUUGCAUCCCGAGAUCGCUCACCACCGUCAGGUGAAAGUGUGGGAAGGGUCACUGGAGGAUGUAUCGUUAGUAUCCGAAUGCAUUCGAGGCACGCGAGCUGUCUUCAUGGUAGUCGCGAUUCCCGACAACAUGCCAUACUGUACCAUCGCCCAGGACUGUACCAAUGCCGUGCUUAACGCUCUCAGAAAGCUGCAAACAGAAGGGUUCCAGUCGCUACCCCAGUUAAUUGUUCUAUCUUCUGCUAGCCUCGAGGACUCUUUGUGCGCCGACGUUCCGCCCUUCAUUCACCGAAUCCUCAACACAGCCGCUGGUAAUCUCUACAGUGACCUAGCGGAGGCCGAGAAGAUCCUACGUGCUCAGAAGCAUUGGGUGUCCACAACUUUCGUCAAACCUGGCGGACUAGUGCACGACGUGCAACGUGGUCACACCCUCAGCACAAAAGCCGCUAAGACGCCAGUUUCCUUCCUCGAUGUGGCAGCAGGGAUGGUGGAGAUUGCUAAUGUGAACGAUAAGAGAUAUGACAUGAAGAAUGUGAGUGUCAAUGCGAUCGGGGAUAGGACGGCGUUUCCGUGGAAAGGGGUAUACUAUGUGAUGACUGGGCUGCUAUUCCAUUUCUUUCCUUGGACCUACAAGUAUUUCGGGGAUUGUCCCAUGCCCAAGUCCAAGAAAUAUCUGUAA
This is a messenger RNA of Aspergillus pseudotamarii, 2148 nucleotides long. RefSeq lists its product as uncharacterized. The transcript is spliced from 4 exons. Lineage: Eukaryota; Fungi; Ascomycota; Eurotiomycetes; Eurotiales; Aspergillaceae. The coding region runs from base 1 to 2148 and encodes 715 amino acids. Gene Ontology annotation, molecular function: oxidoreductase activity. The record is from RefSeq and is a predicted model, not a curated record.